GCACAAUUUUUAGAGAUUUUAUUCAAGUCUGAUGAGAGAAAAAUAUAUCGAGAUCAUCUAAGGUGCAAUAUCAGAAAUAUAAAAUAUUAUAUAAUAAUACGUAAAAAUUGACUAAAAAAAUGUUCCACACAAAUAAGCGAAGGAGACCCAUAUAUAAAGUAGAUCUUGAUGCUUAAUAAUACUUUUGCGUGAAUUUUACAAUUUCCAGUUCAAGAAAAAUAUUAUAUUAUGGGAAUUUCCCUGAUCAAAUCUGUGACCUUUCUGCCUUCGUGUAAGAUACAUCGAGGAUCUGCCAUGCGAACUCCAGGAGUUUGGCUGUUGUUGAUCGCGGGUGCGUUCUUUGUCUGCUGUUUAUGGAAGAUGGGAUCGAUCAGUCGAUGGAAUUCCAGCAUGCGCGCAAAGGCUUUAAUUCACUUCGACCUGUCAAUUCCAUCAUCAUCAUCGUCGUCAUUAUCGACGUCACGUCGACCUCCCUUUGAUAAGAUUAACGCGAGACUCUCACGCGACGCCGCACGCAGAAAACAUCGCGGCACUCUGUCCAAGUACAUGCUGCAGCUGUACCAUCGGCGUCCGGACGCUGACGUCGUCCGCGCGAUUCAGCCAGUGCACACUUCCAGUCUGCUCAGCGACGGCGGUAGAAUUUUGGAAUUCGCGAUCCCGUCCACCGGCGUUGACGAGACGCUGGAGGCUGCAGAAUUGCUCGGAAUAGCUGGCGCGAUAGUUAGAGUGCGAUCGUUGAACGAUCUGUCUUCAUCUACGAUGAAGAACGGGAGUGAAGAGAUCCGGAAGCUCAGGAAGGACAACGCGUGGCGAGCUUUCGAUGUCACGUCCAUUGUUGCCGGCAGGAACGGCGAUAUAGUCAAGCUUUACGUUCACGGCAGGCUGACCUAUCAUCCUUAUGGCGAUGGUCCGAUUCUUCUAUUGAAUUACAACAAGAUCAGAGGUGUCCGACGUCAUCGGCGAUCCGCGGAGGACCAAGAGGAUCAGGAUCGUUGGGACGAUGAACUGCCACGAAGACGACGUCGGAAUAGUUGCCGCCGGCGUCCCAUGUACGUGGACUUCGCCCUGAUUGCGUACGACGAAUGGGUGGUCGCACCACCAGGAUACGAAGCUUAUCAAUGCACUGGCAAGUGUUUCUUUCCAUUGAGUGAUCAUCUCAGCCCGACCAAGCACGCGAUAGUGCAGACGUUGAUGCACGGCGCACUCCAGGCUAGCGAAGAUCUCCGUGGCAACAAGUUUAUCAGUAGAGCCUGCUGCGUACCCACCAGACUGGCGCCUACAAGUCUGCUCUAUCUGGACGCCAGAGGCACUUUGACCUACGAAUACGGCUAUGAGGACAUGGUCGUCUCUGAGUGCGGUUGUCGCUAAUUGAUAAAUCAUUCCUUUGCUUCAAAAGUAACACAACUCAAAAAAUGUAAUUUUUUAGUUAUUAUGAAUAUAUUGAAUUAGAUAAGCAUUACUCUAUCACUCAUAAAAAAUGAACUAAUUUUAUUAAAAAAAUCA
Molecule: messenger RNA, 1503 nt
Organism: Atta colombica
Lineage: Eukaryota; Metazoa; Arthropoda; Insecta; Hymenoptera; Formicidae
Product: nodal homolog 3-B-like
Exons: 1
Coding region: 229-1368 (379 amino acids)
Biological process (GO): SMAD protein signal transduction; BMP signaling pathway
Cellular component (GO): extracellular region
Molecular function (GO): cytokine activity; growth factor activity
Source: RefSeq, a predicted model, not a curated record